CCACUCAAACCAAAUGAAACAACCAAAUCAAAGUCUCGACCUUUCUCCAUUGUUGUGUUCUUUGAGAGACAAGGCCACAAAUUGGCUCGCAGAAAUACUGAAGGAAGAGAGCCUCCAUAGCUACAAUACAACCCCAUUCCAACUCUACUCCAGUUCAUUCAAGUCCUAUUUAUUAAAUUUUACACUUAUUAUAUUUUUACCAUGACAUCCCGUCCCGAAUUGACGGGCCAUGCGUCGUUGUUUUACAAUCAAAAAGAGGCGCGCAAGUACCAUUCGUCCUCGCGAAUGAUUGGAGUCCAACGAGAAAUUACCGAACGAGCCAUGGAACUAUUGCGAUUGGAUCCCAAUACUCCCGCACUGAUUUUGGAUGUCGGAUGUGGAUCGGGAUUGUCGGGACAAAUUUUGGAAGAAAACGGACAUGUUUGGUUGGGAUGUGAUGUCUCGAGAGAUAUGCUUACCGUUGCCAAUAAUACUGCCAAACAACAAAGUCAACAACCACCAAAAGAAGAAUCCAUGCAACAGGAUGAUAGUGAUGAUGAGGAAGAGGAAGAAGAAGAAGAAGGAGCUUCGACGGGAGAUCUCAUGCAUCAUGACAUGGGCACGGGACUUCCCUUUCGCCCCGCCACUUUUGAUGCCUGCAUUUCCAUUUCGGCACUCCAGUGGCUCUGCUAUUCCAAUUCCAAGAAUCAAAAUCCAAAAAAGAGACUCCUACGAUUCUUUAGUUCCCUCUACACGGUACUCAAACGAGGGGGUAGAGCUGUAUUGCAAUUCUAUCCCGAAACGGCCGAUCAAGCUGUAUUGAUUAGUGAAACUGCCACCAAGGUGGGAUUUGCCGGAGGCGUCGUCGUCGAUUAUCCCAAUUCGGCGAAGGCCAAAAAACACUACUUGGUUCUCUCCUUUGAUCGAUCCUCCACUCAACAGCAACAACAGCAGCAGCGACCAUUGACUACUGGUAUGCACGAACAACAACAACAACAACAUGUUACGGUAGGAUCCACCAUGGAGGGUGCCAACAAUAAGAAAAAGAAGGCACCCAAAAAGAAAAAGGGUGUCAAAACCAAGGAAUGGAUUGUACACAAAAAGGCCAUGCAGAGAAAAAAGGGAAAGGACGUUCGGCCCGAUACCAAAUACACGGCACGAAGGAGGCCACACAAGUUUUAGUUGUCAACAACUACACGACAAUUCAUUUCAUACUA
Seminavis robusta is the source of this 1196-nucleotide messenger RNA. NCBI's taxonomy places the organism in Eukaryota, Bacillariophyta, Bacillariophyceae, Naviculales, Naviculaceae. The record is from the annotation of a GenBank genome assembly.